UAAGUUUCCAGGGAGUGACUAAUCCCAGAAGAAACCUCGAUUUUUGUGUACAUGGCAGGUUCAUAAACAACGUGAUGUUGGUGGCACGCAGACUACAUAUGCACGCGAGCACCAUUUGCUUGUCGGAGGUGCUCGAUUUGAAGCGUCGGUCACUCCAUGGCCACUGUUCAAAUGUUCUUCACCAUCUUCUUCGUCGUCAUGCUCCCGGCUCAGGGGCAGCUCACCCCGGAUUUCUACGAUGCAGUGUGCCCGCAAGCACUGCCCACCAUCCGAGCAGUGGUGGAGGCGGCCGUCGCGCUCCAGCCACGCUUGGGUGCGUACCUCGUCCGAUUGCACUUCCAUGACUGCUUCGUAAACGGUUGCGAUGGCUCGGUGUUGCUGGAUGAUUCCGCCACCUUCGUCGGAGAGAAGACGGCGGGACCGAAUAACAAUUCCCUGAGAGGGUUCGAAGUAAUAGACGACAUCAAAGCUGUCGUGAACGCGGCAUGCUUCGGAAACGUAGUCUCUUGUGCUGAUAUCUUGGCCGUCGCCGCGAGGGACUCGAUCGUAGCGUUAGGUGGAAGCUCGUACGAGGUGCUACUUGGCCGAAGAGACGCGACGACGGCGAGCAAGGACGACGCAAACGCCGACAUCCCCACGCCGUUCUCCGGCUUGCCAGACCUCUUGGCGAAGUUCCAGUCCCACGGCCUGGCCGUCGAGGACCUCGUCGCCCUCUCCGGAGCUCACACCCUCGGGUUCGCUCGGUGCGCCCUGUUCCGGGAUCGGCUCUACAACGAGACCUCCACCAUCGACAGCGACUUCGCGAGCGCCCUCCAGGCGCGAUGCCCGCGGACCGGCGGAGACAACGAGCUGUCGCCGCUGGACGAAACGUCGCCGGCGGUCUUCGACGUCGGUUACUACCGAGGUCUGCUGCAGAACAAGGGGCUGCUGCACUCGGACCAGCAGCUGUUUGGGGGCGACGGGAGCGACGACACGGACGCCCUGGUGCAGCACUACAGCGAGAACCCCGGCAAGUUCAUGGCUGACUUCGGCGCGGCGAUGAUCAAGAUGGGGAGCAUAAGCCCUUUGACGGGGAGCGAUGGGGAGAUUCGCGAGAACUGUCGGGUGGCGAAUGCAUGAUCGGCCGAGUCCCUGAGAAGUCUUACGCCCACGGCGUUCGUGUGUCUGCUUGUUCGUGCCGAUGGCACGAGUGUGGUGUUCGCUUUUUAUGUUGGCACGCAAUGUUGAAUCGUGCCAAUGAUAUGUUCGUCAAGAAAAAGAGAAAAAAGUGGUGUUGUUGAACUCCGCCUCAUCAUAUUAUUAUGAAAUAUUUUGGGUGAUUUACUGAAAAAUAUUUCUCUUUUUUCUU
Molecule: messenger RNA, 1348 nt
Organism: Musa acuminata AAA Group (dessert banana)
Lineage: Eukaryota; Viridiplantae; Streptophyta; Magnoliopsida; Zingiberales; Musaceae
Product: peroxidase RIP1-like
Exons: 3
Coding region: 157-1119 (320 amino acids)
Biological process (GO): response to oxidative stress; hydrogen peroxide catabolic process
Molecular function (GO): heme binding; peroxidase activity
Source: RefSeq, a predicted model, not a curated record